Molecule: messenger RNA, 1615 nt
Organism: Heteronotia binoei (common prickly gecko)
Lineage: Eukaryota; Metazoa; Chordata; Lepidosauria; Squamata; Gekkonidae
Gene: GPR137C
Product: G protein-coupled receptor 137C
Exons: 7
Coding region: 112-1302 (396 amino acids)
Biological process (GO): positive regulation of TORC1 signaling
Cellular component (GO): lysosomal membrane
Source: RefSeq, a predicted model, not a curated record
CUCGUGCGGGGCUCGGCGGCGGAACCAGGCGGGCGGGCGGCCUUCUCCCUGCGCCCAGUUGCAUGGAGCUGUAAGACGCCUCGCAAGCGGCGGGGGCGCGAGCCGGCUGCCAUGGUGCUCCGGGAGGCCGGCGGCGUCCCCUUCGCGGCGGAGCUGGGGCUCACCCUGCUGCACGCCGCCCUCUACGGCAGCCUCUUCGCCUUUGCCUACCUGCAGCUCUGGCUGCUCUUCUGCUCGCGGGAGAAGCGGCUGGGCUACCGCUCCGUCUGCCUCUUCCUUUGCCUCGCCUGGGCGGCGCUGCGCACCGUCCUCUUCGCCUUCUACUUGCAGGGCGCCCUCCAGGGGGGCGGCUCCCCCCGACGCCGCCUGCCGCCCUUCCCGCACUGGCUCCUCUUCUGCUGCCCGGUCUGCCUCCUCUUCGCCACCCUCUGCCUCCUCAACCUCUAUUUUGCAGAGGUCAUCUGCAAAGUCAAGUGCGCAGCUGAAUUCAACAAAUACAAGACUGCCUUAUACGUGGGCUCCGUAGUCACCAGUCUCUUCUUCAUGUUUGUGAACUUAACGUGUGCAUUACUGGUCCAUGAGGAUGCCCCAAAAGGUCGACUGAGAUGGGCAGUGUUCACCCGAGCCAUCGUCAACGACACCCUCUUCAUUCUCUGUGCCAUCUCGCUGGCCUACUGUAUGUGCCGGCUGUCUAAAAUGACUUCCGCAAACGUCUACCUCGAGUCCAAGGGCACAUCAGUCUGCCAAGCUCUUCUCGUGGGUUCUGUGGUCAUCCUCCUGUGCUCGUCGAGGGCCUUCUAUAACCUGGUGACGGUGGCAAUCUCCCCAGAUCAUGUGCCCAGUCCCUUCAACUAUGGAUGGGACAAUCUUUCAGAUCAGGCCCGAGGGGAGGAAGCCAGCAGCGAGGAGUAUGUGGUCUUUGGGGUCGUCCUCUUUGUGUGGGAGCUUGUGCCAACGGUGUUUGUGGUCCUGUUCUUCCGGGCCCAGAGGCUGCCACAGAACUUGGCGCCUGCUGGCAUGAUCAACAGCCACAGCUUCAGCUCCCGGGCGUACUUCUUCGACAAUCCCCGGCGGUACGACAGCGAUGACGAUUUGCCCAGGCUAGGAGGAGGAAAAGGAGAAGGAGGAAGCUUGACUGCUCCCCAAAACCCCGGCUGGUACGGUUCCCUGAUGGAGAGCGACAACGGCGCCGUGGUCCCUCCCUUGAGCACAUCUGCGGCAGAUGCGGCCCCCCUCCUCUUCGCACACGGAGGCGCGGAGCCGACGAACCAGCACCAUUUUCAUCUGACGCCCCAGAACUGAUGCCAACGUGCCUCUCGCCGGGGGACUCCGGCAGGAGCAGAAGGAAGUUAGCCCCUGCUUGGGGGCCCACAAGUUUUAAAAUCUGGGACCAGAGAUAGAGGACUCCGCUCUUGAGAACACCCGGGUCAGUCGCUGUCCUCUAGUACUGGAAAGCAGUGCCGGUGCAGACGUUUCUAGACCCGCUUGUCGGCGUGGGCCGAGCGGGACAGCAAAAGGCGGCUGAACAGCUUUUGAAGGACCGUGCCUCCCUGAUGGCUAUUUUGCACUUUUUAAACCGAGCCUUUCCAAGGAAUAAAAAGCUCCCCCCCCCCCA